CCUCCUGCGUGCAUUGAUAUGUACUGUACGCACGCGCUCCGACCGCAAACACACACAGAGACACAUACAGAGAGAGUCUGCCUCGCGCCUGUGAAGAUGCGCGCGCUCAGUGCGGUUUGCUUUCUGCUGCUCGCGCUCUCAUCCGUGCGGUGCAGCGCGUCACAGGUGGAGGUGCGCGCGCUCGACACGUGGAGGCUGGAAGUGCGAUGGAACGCGAGCGGCGCGAGUCGGACGCACGAGGUGCAGGUGGCGCGCACGAGCCGCUUCGAAGUGGUGUUCCAGGGCAACGUGAGCGCACGUGCGCCGUUUAACACGUGGGUUUGGAAAUCAGAGCUUCCACUGCAGUGCGCGGACAACUCCGUGCGCGUGAGAAGCGUGUUCAACUCGACUGCGGUCAGCGCGUGGAGCCAGUGGGCCACUAACCACGGUCAGCAGAACGUUCCCUCCAGCCAAGCCAGACUGUUCCCCAUGGAGGAAGUUCUACAGGAGGGAACCUCCGGCCACUUCUGCUGUAUCCCACCUGCAGGCGCUCAGGUCACCGAGAUCCGCUUCAAAAACAAGCCCUACACCUUGACCCCCGUGGACGAGCAGGUCAGAGCCAUCGAAGUGCUCCCACUCCAGUUUCAGCAGCUUCCGGUGAACCUCGCCUGCAAGGACAGCAGCAGCUCCAGAAAGGACCAAACUGUUGUGAACUACAUUACGUUUCCUCCAGAGAAGCCACAGAACCUGAGCUGCAUGACGAAGAACCUGCAGAUAAUCACCUGCAAAUGGGAGUGUGGCCAGCAGCUGGACGUGGAUCACCCUCUCCGCCGUCGCCGAUACUCACUGCGCGUCCAAGACUCAGAUGAAGCUGAAGUCCAGUGUGGUGUGGACUUGUUGUGUAAUUUUGCCGCUCUGCCGAACCGCAGCUUCUACAACAUCAGUGUCGUGAUGAGGAACGCUCUGGGGGAGGAGAGCCAGAGUUACGCCUUCAACAUCUCACACAGGGUGUUUCCUGUUCCUGAGUGUGUGGUCGUGUCUCCGGGGGCAACAGAUGUGGAGGUGUACUGGUAUUUAAUAGGGAAUUUUACUGGCCGGCACUUUAGCUGCCAAAUCACGAUGGAGCCAACAGGAAAAACAACCGAGGGGCAGUUUGUCGUGUCCGAACCUGAACAGAGUCUCCGAGCGACUGUGCAGCUGCUGCAGCCGAGCUCUCAGUACUCCACCACGGUGCGCUGCGCGCUGCAGGGCAACGACUGGGGGUUGUGGAGCUCCAACACCAGCUUCAGCACAGAGCCGCUGGUGACGGUUGAUAUCUGGACCCGCACCAGGCGUCAAGCUUACAAUUGCAGCCUCACCGUUCUGUGGAACACUUUUAACAGUGCCUCAGACUCCAACAUCAAGGUGUUUGAGGUGUGCGUGGCACAGGACUCGACUCGGAGCAGAGAAUGUGUGAAUGUGAAGGUGAUGAAGGUGUACUUCACGGUGGGCUUUGGACAGUGUAACGUGUCGGUGCGAGCGGUCACCCUCAGAGGAUCAUCCAUAACGUCAAAUAUCAGCGUGCAUACAGGGUGGCUCAUUACAGAACCCAUGCUGAAGGAGAAGAGGAUUGUGGGUAACCCAGAGGGGUUCCUGCUGUCCUGGUCCGCGCUCUCUUCUGCCACAUGCGGCUACGCUGUGGAGUGGUGCGUGAUGGGUAAUGCUGAGCCAUGUGAUCUGCGGUGGAGGAAGGUCUCAGCCAAUCAGACAUCACUAUCCCUCAGUGCAGAGGGCUUCAGGAAGGGCCACAGAUACACCUUCAGAAUCUUCAGCUGCCAGACGGAAGGUCACCGGGUUCACGAGAAGCACACUGGCUAUCUGGAGGAGCAGGAGCCGCUAAGCGCCCCGGAGCUGUCCUACUCUCUGAGCAUCUUUUGGUCUUCAAUGUUGCUGCAGUGGAGCUUCAACGAGGAGGAUUCAGAACAUCCUGGGUUUAUCACAGGAUACAGACUGACCAUACAGGAGCAUGCAGACUGGACCUACAGUAACAGGAUUUGGAACAUCUCUGUGGAAGACCCUCACCGUAAGUCAGAGACGGUGGAGGGAGUGAAGGAGGGUCAGCGCUACACUAUCCAACUGGCUGCCUGUACACGAGCAGGCUGUGGCCUCGAGUCCGUCCACACCAUCACGACCCCGCAGAACCAUUACUUGCUGAUGGCAAAGGUCAUGACCCCUCUCCUCAUACUGAUUGGCUGUUGUUUCUGCCUGUGGCCGUGCAAAGAAACGCUGAAAGGAAUAGCUGUGGACAUUUUCAGCUUCCCUUCAGGUCAGAGGAUGAAGGUGCUGGAGCUGGAUGACAGUCUGUUUGAAGUGAGCGAGAUGCUGCGGGUGCUGCAGGUAGAGGACUGUAAGUGCUGUAAUCUGGACUCUGUGGAUAUGAGAAGCAGCAUGGAGGACAAAUCGUGGCUGAUCUUCACUGAGGAACGUUGUAAACCUGUUGGACCUUCUUCUUCUGAGGAAGAGCUGGUGUGGGACGAGCUGGCUGCUGAGAGGGUGACGAGCGUGACCAACCUCACCUACCUGUCCUCACUCCCGCCGCGCUCAGCCUCACCUGCACUGGAGUCCAGCAGGAGUCACAGAGCCAACUAUGUCACCUCCCUCAACACCAACGACUACGUCACCUCCUUUAACACCGACGAGUACGUUACCCCCGUCAGUCCUGGCAACUACAUCACCUCCUUUAACACCAGCGACUACCUCAGCUCCAUCAAAUCCGGCAACUGCGUCACCUCCGUCAGCCCAGGCAACCAUGUCACCUCCGUAUCCACAGUAACAAUGUGACUCAGUUUCAAUACGCUGUAAUUAUACUGACUGAUACUGUGAGACUCACCUCUGAAAAUCACAGUAUGGCGCUUUCAUGCUAAAGAAAAUACGCCUACUUUGUGUUAUUUAGCAGAAAUUUAGUUCCUUUUAUUGGUAUGUCAGUAUUUUUAAGGCCAAUAUGGCAAUAACAGUUAAAGCCAAGUAAAUCUGUUCAUCUCUUAA
Molecule: messenger RNA, 3003 nt
Organism: Pygocentrus nattereri (red-bellied piranha)
Lineage: Eukaryota; Metazoa; Chordata; Actinopteri; Characiformes; Serrasalmidae
Gene: osmr
Product: oncostatin M receptor
Exons: 16
Coding region: 19-2799 (926 amino acids)
Molecular function (GO): protein binding
Source: RefSeq, a predicted model, not a curated record